Phyllostomus hastatus (greater spear-nosed bat) is the source of this 2073-nucleotide messenger RNA. It is a transcript of the gene HOXB2, whose product is annotated as homeobox B2. The transcript is spliced from 2 exons. The record is from RefSeq and is a predicted model, not a curated record. Gene Ontology annotation, molecular function: DNA-binding transcription factor activity, RNA polymerase II-specific; DNA binding. Gene Ontology annotation, biological process: regulation of DNA-templated transcription. Bases 16 to 1068 code for a protein of 350 amino acids. Lineage: Eukaryota; Metazoa; Chordata; Mammalia; Chiroptera; Phyllostomidae.
CCACCAUUGAAAGCCAUGAAUUUUGAAUUUGAGAGGGAGAUUGGGUUUAUAAACAGCCAGCCAUCGCUCGCCGAGUGUCUGACUUCCUUCCCCGCUGUCUUGGAGACAUUUCAAACUUCAUCAAUCAAGGAGUCGACAUUAAUUCCUCCUCCUCCUCCUUUCGAGCAAACCUUCCCCAGCCUCCAGCCCGGCGCCUCCACCCUUCAGAGACCCGGGAGCCAAAGGCGAGCCGAAGAUGGCCCCGCUCUGCCGCCGCCGCCGCCGCCGCUCCCCGCCGCCCCCCUGGCCCCCGAGUUUCCCUGGAUGAAAGAGAAGAAAUCCGCCAAGAAACCCAGCCAAUCUGCCACAUCUCCUCCGGCCGCCUCCUCCAUCCCGGCCUCCGGGGUCAGCUCGCCCACAGCAGAUAGCCAGGGGCUGGCGGACGCGGCCGGCGGCGGGGCGCGCAGACUGCGCACGGCUUACACCAACACGCAGCUGCUGGAGCUGGAGAAGGAAUUCCACUUUAACAAGUACCUGUGCCGGCCGCGCCGCGUCGAGAUCGCGGCCUUGCUGGACCUCACCGAGAGACAGGUCAAAGUCUGGUUCCAGAACCGGCGCAUGAAGCACAAGCGGCAGACGCAGCACCGAGAACCGCCCGAUGGGGAGCCAGCCUGCCCGGGUGCCCUAGAGGACACCGGCGAGACUGCCCGGGAACCCGAGGCCAGUCCCUCCACCAUGCGGGCGGCACGGGGAGCCUGCUCUCACCCGCCCGAGGUCGUGCCAUGCCCCCAGGGCGCCCCGGCUUUGGCCUCUCGAGGGGAGGGCGUAGGAGCGCCGAGCCCCAGCUGCGCCCUGCGCAGGGCCGGCGGGCUGGAGCCAGAACAGUCGCGCGAAGACGCCUUCCCAGAGCGACAGGAUUCGCCUUUUCUGCCCGACCUCAAUUUCUUCGCUGCCGACUCCUGCCUCCAGCUGUCCGGAGGCCUCUCCCCCAGCCUGCAGGGCUCGCUUGACAGCCCUGUUCCCUUUUCCGAGGAAGAGCUGGACUUGUUCACCAGCACCCUCUGUGCCAUCGACCUGCAGUUCCCCUAACCUUCCCCUCCCCGCGGCAUUCCUGUCCCCCAGAACCCUCCCCUCGGGAUCCCUCACCCCCCAUGCGGUUUAGAGUUCUUUAUGUGUUUUGCUAAAAUUCAGGUGUUAUUGAAUUAGCGUUUAAUCCAUUUCCUCUCUUCUCUAAAAUUUUGGGCACUGGUGCGUCUUUUUGAAAUCACACAGAAAAAUUCCGUUUGGUAGACUCCUUCCAACGAAAUCUCAGGAAUAAUUAAACUCUAGGGGGGCUUUCUUUAAAAAGAACUAGAGGAACCUAUUUUCCUCUUUUUUUUAAGUUUUAGACCGUAGAUUAUUUAUUAAAACUCUUUAAUAAUAGGAAAAGGGGAGAGUAUUUAUUGUACAUUAUUUUCAUAGAUUAAAUAAAUGUCUUUAUCAUACUAAUACGACUGUUUUGUUGGGACGCAGCCCCUUUCCCCGACGCCCCUAGGCCGGCCAGACUCCUUCUCUUCCCGCCCGGGGUUUGUCUGGCCCUGGGCCGGGUAAGCCCGGGUGGUACAAAAAUGGCCCCAUUUGGCCGCCGCUUCUGUCCCCGCAGCUCAGAAAAGACUGGAGGUUUGCUGGAAGCUGGGUCACGUCGCCACGGCCUGAGAGAUGGCCUUCGGCCCUGCGUGGGUGUUCCCGGGUCUCUGCUGGGAGCCGGUGCAGGGGGUGUGUGUGCUGUCUGCAGGAUGGGGUGCAAGGAGAGGAGGCAUGGGACGCAGGCUGCGGAGUCGUGGCGGGGCUGGGCGGCACAGAGGUGCAGCCGAAUUGGGAGGGAUCCUGGGGUUUCCCUGGCUUCUCGCUACAGUGCCCCAGACGGGGUUGGAGGGACUUUUGCCGGAGCGCAGGAAGCCUGGGCACUCGAGGCCCGGAGGCACGGCCUGGCAAAGCGGGGGAGUGGGGUCGCGACUUUUCUCGGGAAGCACGGCCCGGCGCCCCAGAGGGCGGUGGGCUUCCGAGUGGGCAGCGGUGGAGGCCGGGUGGAAGGCGCGCGCCCCCGCGGCCAGU